Monosiga brevicollis MX1 is the source of this 1893-nucleotide messenger RNA. RefSeq lists its product as uncharacterized. NCBI's taxonomy places the organism in Eukaryota, Choanoflagellata, Craspedida, Salpingoecidae. The record is from RefSeq and is a predicted model, not a curated record. The transcript has 11 exons. Bases 1 to 1893 code for a protein of 630 amino acids.
AUGCUUGAACGAUUGUUGUCAACACCUGUUCAAAACCACACCACUAACAACAACAACAACACAACACACACACAGAAAAAGACUUUUCUCUCUCACACUUCUCUCUCUCUCUCUCUCUUAACCAAUUCUCUCUCAUCCUCAUCUCUCUCUCUCUCUCUCUCUCUCUCUGUGUCUCUGUCUCUCUGUCAGAGGCACGCGCUGCCGACGGGGCUUUGGCUUGCCUGCUUUGCCGGGGAGUUCAAGUCGGGUUCUGUGACUACCUUUGCGACAGCCAUUCACGGUGUGAGGAGCUCGGCUCACCUAUCCCCAUCUUGCUGUGCCAGACAACGCAAACCGGUGCCGCAAAGGCUUGCUCCCGUUGUCAUGAGCUCGGCCAUAGACCGCCGCGUCGGCUUCUCCCUGCGCGACCCGCGGGACCACUGGGAUUAUGAACACUAUGAUCUGGCCAAGGGAUCAACCGUGUUUCAAACUCGCAUUGGCCCUGACUACAAACGACACAAGAAGAAAGCGCCCUCAGGGCCGCCCAUGUAUGAGCAGAUUGGCAACGACAUUUUUGUCUCUGACAAGCGCGCCAUGAACAUUUGCCGGCGCGUGCGUUUACCCGCACCACCGUCUCCCCGCGACCAUCCGUCGGGUGGUGUACCCCCCUAUCUGGUCGUCACAGUCAUGUUCCCAGACUACGCGGCCCCCCUUUUUGGUGCCAAGGAAGGCAAGACCUUCAAUUUGGCCUGCUAUUUCUUGAUGAAGGAAGAAACAUGGCAUCAUUUGCAACCCGAGGCCAUUGAGAGCGCACCGCCAGCCUAUCGUCUUCUGCGCGACUUUGUCCAACGUGAUGAUCUCAAAGAUCGCUUCAAGGUCAUUGCCAACCUAGUCAACGUCGAGUCCAGCCCAUUUAACAAACUUGUCAAGUCUCUCAUCUCGUCCUACAAUAUGAAACCAGUUCUGACCCGACCACAGCACCACUGGUUCACGGACCAUCGCACAUAUCUCGAGGUGAACGUUGAUGUCCACAUCUUUGCCUACCCAGCCCGCUCCACCUGGGACAGCCUGCGGCCCGUUCUGAAUCAGUUGACGAUUGAAUCGGGCCUCGUCGUCGAGGCCAGAGAUAACGAGGAAAUGCCAGAGCAGCUCCUUGGCAUCGCCCUGUCUCAUGAGCUGGACUAUGACGCCGCACCGCGCGUAGCCUAUGAAACGUGGCCCACCUUUGACCAGCACUUUGACCACUCAUUUACUCUGCAGGAGUACAUGCCACACCUCUACACCUCAUCGCCAGAGGAAGUGGCCGAGAGCUUUGCACGCCUACCCCCACACAUGGUUGAUGCAAGCGAGGAAGAACAAUCGGCCUUUCACCUCUUCAACGGCACCCCCACCCCCGCCAUUCCCAUCCAUGGCGAGCACUCAACCACAGGAUCAAGCCUCCACAAGUCCCAGUCUCUAUCGGCAGUGGGGCCCGUGGAACACACGCCAUCAUCGACAACGUCCCGCCAUCUCUCCAUCUCUAGUGCGCAGGGUCUGGUCACCGCAACCUCGCCAACCGCAUCUGAUGCCCCUAGCCAAGGCUUUCGCCGCACCUCGCCCAUGAUUCGUCCCGUUUCGCGUGGCAUCAAGAUUGAGACCACGGGUCACAUGACACCGGCCAUGGUGACGCGACUGCGUGACCGCCUUGAUCAAGCCAUUGAUUUUGGUGGUGAGAGCGUGCCCGAGCAUCAACACGAGGAUGACGAUGACGAUGACGAAUUCUUUGAUGCUCUGGACCAACCUCUCCCAGACGAGGAAGAGGAGGAAGCAAGCCCCGCACGCGCGCCGCGCGGUUCCGUCAUGGGUUAUUUUUCGGGCUACUUUUCCUCCAAACAUAAGCAUAAACACAAACACAAGCACAAACACAAAGCAUAG